AUGGAGAAGAUGGCCUUAUUUGUACAUUCCGCUGAUCUGGAGGUGCAAGAGAGAGUACGUUAUACCUUCCUUGACGCGCUUUGGUUAUCCUCUCCUACACAAAUACAUAAAGUCCCUUUGAUUAGUGAGACUUUAUCUCAUUUUGAGUUUGUUUUGACUCCAUGUAGGUUUGGUGUUUCCUGCUCGGAGCAUUGCAAGAAUCUCAGAAUUUUGAAAUCUGCAAUCCUCGCAGUAAAAGUGCUCCUUUCCCAGAAUAAUGGGAUGUCUGUGUUCACGGUUGGGGUGACAGUUCGUUGGUUACGUAUUUCUCCUUUCUUUGAAAACUCUUCACGGGACGAGUGUAACCCGUGACGCUACCGGUCAGCGCCUCUCUACGACUGUAUCCACCCGAUCGCAACCGACUGGACGAUGGACCCGUUGCAUAGUGGUUAGGCCGUUGGACUUCUAACCAACAGGUCGCAUGAUCGAGCCCCAGGGGUUGCAAAACAUUGGGUUCGGGUAUGGCUGUCUGAUGACGACCUAUAAACCAGAAAUGGCCAUUCAAGUCCCCUUGUCUUUGGCUGUAGUGUUAAUCUAUUCAUUGGCUGUCAUGUACGAUUUGGGAAUGCGUAUAGUAAGAUGCCUGAAGGUAGAAAACUGAAGUUUGCCCCGGUUUCCGAACUUUCAAAGCCCAUUUUUCAUCUAGUAGAUCGUCGUGUCUGAUGGACGGCAGACCACCCGUUCGUAGCUGGAUCUUAGAUGCCUUUGUGAUCGCAUCCGCAAGAGAGAACCCACAGCCAUCCUCUAGCUUAGCCAAACCCUGUUCCUAAUCGCGACGUUGCACAGCGCGUCUGUCUAGCAGAACUCGCUCAUCGCAACCGCCUUCGAAUGCAAACCUAGCCACUUUGUUUUUCUACGGUUACACAAUCUUCUUCAACAAAAAGGAAUGCGUCGGAUUUACAAGACAUCUUCCGUAACCUAAAUUAAAUGUAAACGGGACUAUUAUGAGGCUGUUUCCUGACUAAUUUUCAAAGUCGUACCGCGAUUGUUGCACAAUCAGCGUUCCAUCAGCUUCCCGUCACUGAACAGCAGACUUUCAAAUCCCAUCUGUGUACAGAUUCCCGCAUUUCGUCACAGGUCUUUCCAUCAAGGUGAGCAGGUAUUGGUGCGACUUUACAAUGCCAAUAGAGUAAGGAGACAGGUGUGUGGACUAGUCCAAGCCAGACCUCUUCCGUCCAUCGGGGUGCAUCCGAGCACAUUUGCGCUCGAUCAAGACCUUGUGUUUCCAUCUUCUACAAAAUCCAAACGCCGAAAUUAUUUCCUCUCUGUCGGCGCAGGCCACACCAACCAUAUCUCAUGAGGCACUUGCGGAAAAUGUUCCCGGGCACUUCGCUGUGGUGUAGGCGAUCCUCCUACACCGAGGCACUAUUCACGACGCUCGCCACCGAUUGUCCUGGAGCCCCCUCGUCUACAGCCCCCUCCCCAGAGGCUGUCAAAUAUGGCCGCGCGGUCAACACCAGAGAGACUGGAGUAGCCGUUUCUGGCCUAAUUUCCAUCGUCAACCAUGCAUAACCCCAACUUCUGGUUUGCAUGACCUGAGUCUUGACCGCCUGUAAGGAGCUCCAGGAUAAAUCGGAGUCCUGCCAUUCCCUCCUGUGGUCAGGGCAGAUCGACUAGUGCUGCGUCCACGUGAUUUUACAGAAUAUGGCGUCAGCAUUUAGGACAGAAAGGGGACUGUUGAAUUGCGACCACCACCUAUUGGUCAGAGCAGUUCAAGCCGCGAAUUGCGCAUCGCACGCGUCAACGUGUUUACUUUUUCAUCCUUGAUAACACGUUUGCCCCGCAGGCCACUUUGACUGCCUUGUGUGAAUUCCUAUUUUUUAUCUGGAUGAAGUCUCAUUUGUCUUUCGACCUCGCGUCUCCAGCUUCAAGUGCUCCACCGCUGCAGUGCAGGGAAGGUACAGAACAAGUCCGUAGCAGAUCACCAAACGGUGGUAGAGCAAAAAGGGGUUUUGUUUAUCACGUCAAAAAGACCGCUCACCAGAAUGAACUGAGUCUUGGAGAUGUCGACGAUAACUUAAACGGGGUUAGUAAUAUUCAUGUGGGCUAGUUUGCGGCUGUUUGUGCCAAGGUUUGCGUCUAAAGACUUUCUUCUGCCCAACUCGGCUUCUUUUUGCUUCGCUCUCCCCCCCACCCCCAUCUCCUGCUUAUGAAACUCUACUUUCUGUCACCCCAGGUAUCCUAGCGGGGUUGCUGCAUCAGGUAGAGCAGCCGUUUUCGAACUCUUGUGUUUUGUUCUAGGCGUUUUCGUUAGACUUCCCCCCUUCCCCUCCUCUGCUGAUUUUAUUUUGGCCACAUUUCACUUUAUCCCCUCUAGGCCGUCUCAAUUCAUCAGUUGUUGCGUCUUGUGGCCAAAAGGCUAAGCAAACUGCGCAUGCAGGUCUGUGCUCCUGCUGUAGAGACAGAGAAGCCCGCAGUAGACAUUGUCGCCACCAGCACUGCACCUGCCUUCGAUCUGCUCUCUCUCGGUGACGAGGGUCCACAACCACCUGCGGGAGAUUUGAAUGUCUCCACUGUCUUCGGCAGUACGAACGAAAUGAAGGACGUUUCAGAACCAGGUCAGGCUUCGUCCCUCGUCUCCCUUUAAUCAAGGUCCUUACCCCCACCCCCCUCCCUCCCCACCAUGUUACAAAUGCUUCCUUUCGAAAUCGUGUUAGUGCUUUGACUCGUUACACCGCAACCCUGGAAUCACGUUUUUGCUCUUCCGGGCGACUGACUACUUGAGGCUGAGCGAUGCCGACAUCGCUAGUCUUCGCCGGACUGCCUUUCCGACGAAUUCCGCUGUUCUUAUAGAGACCGCCUAUCCAAGCCUUGUAACUUUUUUUUCGGACAGUUUGUUGGGGAUUUUGAGUGGAGGCGGAUCCCGAAAAGCCGCUCGGAGUGUUUGUUCGAGGUUGUUUCCCCUGACGCUUUGGCUCAAGAGCCAAAUCACAAGGCAGUGGUGGCAAGCAAACUUUUGUGAUGGCGGCUUACGGAUGCCACGUCGCAGUACCGUCGUCCGCUCUGCAGCAGUCGCCGUGCCAGAUCUCAGCCAUCCGCGCCCCCGGUAGCCACGUCGCUGUUGGCCUGCGACUGUUUAUUCGUUGGGUCCUAAAGCCCUGCAUCCUUUACAGCUAACCUUCGCUGAAGGCCGUUCCACUAUGCGCAUCCCGUGGACGCGCUGGGUAGCCGGCGACUCGCCUGGCAGGCAGUCCGUUGGAGAGAGUACUCGGUCAGGGCCCGACUGUGCUUCCAUGCUCUCCAAUUCCAAACGAGCAUGCCUAGGUGGCUUGGACGUGCUUCGCCUCCCUGACGUCAUUCCCUAUCUGAUUACCUCUAUUGUCGACACAAGAUGUCUGAAUAUGGUCUGUCAGUUACGGUUUUUGCAACUUUUCUUCAACUCGAGUUAGGCGUAGACUAUUUUUAAGAAAUGUGCACCUGUUCCACGGCUGUCAACUCUCUCUUCACUAUAGAGUCUUAGCUGUGCUAUCCGGGGUCAGAGUUUCAGACCUCACAGGCCUAGAACUUAGGACUCCGUCGACUGCAAUGCAGUUGACUUAUAUAAUGCACCUUGGACAAUCCUCCAUUGGGGGAAGGGGAGGGGGGUUGCUGUCUUCAGUGAGUGACUGAUCUCGUAAAAUGUUGGCCGAAAUUCUGAAAUGCGUUUUCGAUUAGGACGGAUAACUUAGGUAGGGUUUUGAUACUGAUUAUCUUCCGGCAUAAUUCUGUAGUAUUUCGGAAUCGGCAGGAUGUCGGUUUUCGAAUGCACUUCUUUUCGACCUGCAUAGACCACACUCGGUAAAAAAAUGGCUACUUAAGUAGCAUGCACUUUUCGCAUUGAUUCUCGAUGGUCUUAUAAAUUCGAAUAUGUUUUAUAGAAAACAUGCACAAGAUGUUCUUUCUUUUACUCUUUUGAUAGCCGAUCCACAUUGUUUUCACAGUUUAUACACUCCCGGUCGGGGAGCAGCUUUUGGACAUCAUCGAGGCCGGCUAGAUCAGGCAUGAUCGCAGCCGUAUCAAGUACAAGUACACAGUUUAUACUCGAAGAAAGAAUAUAUUUUGGUUUCAACAAAGUUUCUAAUAAUGCGAUUUUUAAGACCGUACGAUGUCCGUACAUGCAGCAUCGCACACGCCCGUUCACCAAUGCUCCUUACGAAAUAUACAACGUAGUCUGCAUCCACUGCAAACUUUUAUGGACUCAAUAUGGUCUCUUCCAGGGACACUGCCGUCCAACGCUCACGUGAACGCACUGUCAGCCCUGCAUGCCCUCGUGGCCGAACUCUGCCUGCUCUUCGCCGGCGAGCUGAACCCCGUGGCCGCCAAGGCCCAGCGCAAGGUUCCAGUGCCUGAGGGCCUCGAUCUGGACGCCUGGAUCAACGAGCCACCACCGCCGCCGGCUCCAGCUGUGAACCCGCCCAGUUCGCUGAAGUCCUCACCGUCGGCAAAGGUUUGUUCGCGUCCACUUCCAGCUCAUAUUUUCACACCCUAUCUGAGAUAGCGGUUUGCUUUUAUCGUUUUCUUGCCGUGUUGAGGGCAAAGAGGCAGUCUGAACUGAAGAAAUACACCUCUAAACUGUACCUCUUUCCUCCUCACUUUCGAGUGUUCAGUCGACUGUCUUUCACCACAAUCGGAUUUCGUCGUGGAACAUCACAUGAGCUUGUCAACGUUGGCGUAAAGUCUCCAAGACUUUUAUGUAUCCAAAACGCAGGAAACAUUAACUGCGCCAACACUCCAUCUACUUAGGCCGGCGAUUGUCUGGAGUCAGGGAGACAGGGCGGGGGGACGAGAGAGAUAAUAGCCUUACUCGUGAACGGACAAGAAGACGGUCUGCUGGUUGGAAAUACAGCCAAGUGUUUUGCAUGGUCUCGUAACCAGCGUUGCAAUUCACGUGGCCAGUCGAGCACGCCAGCCAAAGACCGAUGCUGGUAGCUAGGCGUCAUCCGACGGUACAGCCCUGCGGUUGAUGGUCUAAGGGAGGAGGCCCGAUAACGUUAUUUUGACCGUCCAUCGUUCAUUUGCUGUGUGCUGAUUCGUCUACGGGGACGUUCACUCAUUCUGGCCACUCGUCCUUUCACAAGCCGUAUACCAGGGGAAGGUUUAACGGUAACUGCCUCAACUUCCCUUAUUGACCAGAUCCGAAAGUCCAGUGAUAGUAAUCGCUAGCUGACGGGAGAAAAGAUGCGGCAACGUCCACUACCGCACAUGACACCAUUGUUUUAGACGAACUGCUUUGGGACUAACCAUUGCCUGGAGGCCUCCGGAGGAUAUCUCAAAAACAGAAACAAGAAUGGGAAGGGGACUCCGACGUUGAGGAAGCUCCCAACCGGUGUUUGAUUCAUUUUAAUUCGGGAUAAUUUGGUCGGGCUCCCAGAGAAUCCAAAACUUUUAGCCAACUGUAGACCUUUUAACCGGAGUUUCCUGUGCUAUUUAAGCCAAGGCUGCAGAACACAUCAUAAGCUAAAUUUUGUUCGCGCGUCAAUGAAUGCAGGUUUCCGGUCGCGAAUCCCCGUCAGUCAGACAAUCACUGCUUCUUCGGCAGGUCGUGUGAGUUCGAAAAGUUAUGCUAAAUCCGUUGUUCGUGCGAGGCCGAUCGAUCGAUCAUGCGUUUCUGGGGGAGAAGGUACUUCUGCAGACACUAACCAUCGUAUCAGAGCGGUUCAAGUUGUCGAAAAUAAGACCACGGUUGACCCAAAAAACACUAGCAGAGUAGGCAGCUCAUUUGAUUGCCGACCCAACCCCAGUACAGACAACAGGCGGGGCUAUCGGCUCAGGUCAAUGCGUACAGACGCCAUAACUGUGAUAAACUGACAGUCACGGCGAGCACGAAUAUCCGGAGCUGUUAGAGAAUUUACAAUGGCGGGAGAUGGCGUCAUCAAUUGUCACGAAUAGGUAAGAGGCAACAAAGGAUUGAUGAUCUAUACAUCCGCCUGACCUAUUCCUCUGUAGAACUUACUCUUUUCUGCUACUGGUCAUGUCGACACGCUUAAUAGCCGUUUUUUUAAUUUCGUUUACCCAGUUGACUUUUGUCCUUUGUCGUUUCUGUCCCACUGAAUUCUUGUCUCUCGCACUUUCGUCAAUAGGGCAAAACGCGAACGAAGGGUGAUUUUCCAUUGUCAGCAAAGAACACGGGCAACGCCAUAUUCGGUGGACUCAUUGAGUCGGAGAGCAAACCCAAGCUUGAGCUAUCUGAGGUCGAUCUCGAAAGGGUAAGCGUCCACCUCAUGACCCUGUGUGCACAAUCGCCCUUUGGAUGUUUGCGUGUUAUAUAUUUGGAUGGCUGGAAUUAUGAAAGACGUCUUCGAUUGGGAAGGAUUAGUUAAGGGGAGUUGUAAUAUUCAUUAUCUUGUGACGAAUUUCAGACACUCCAGAAUGUUGGCUUUUGAAUGCACCCCUUUUUGCAUCUGCCGCACUCUCUCCUCCCCCACCUUGGUCCGGUACUAAAACAGAGUCAAGAAGACCGUAGGCGGGAGAGGACGCGGAUAGUUAGCUCGACGGAAGCCCGCACCUAGGAGUAACACCACACCCUCUGGUCCACAACAGGCACUGAUCAGGAUUUUAUACACUAGGAAAACGGGGAGGCGGUACGUAUCCGAAUGGGCGCGGCAUGAGUCUGCAUCUGGGCGUGCCGCCACACCUUAAUGUUAGCAUUUGUUAUGUGGACGCGCAUUUCCAAUAGCGCUUGCCGGACUCCAAUCUAGCUCCAGUGUUGGCCAUCGUAUUCACCAAAUGGACCCUUUUAGGGGCAAAACCAUCACUACCAGAGGCUUAUCUCGCCGUCACCAUCACCGUCAUCAUCAAGUAAGUGUCCCCGUCGCAAGUAACAGGUCAACUUCAUAUCCUUAGAUAACAAAAAAAAACAGGCGGGAGCGCUGACCUGGAUAGCCGGCACAGAGCGAUGCAAUCAACGUCUCCACUUCCUUCUCAUUGAUACACUCGUACUGCUGCUGCUUAGUGCCGCGGAGAAAGUACACCAUCACGCAGCCAGAGGCCCCUAUAUCAUCUCGUCUGGAUUGUCUAAUGCUCAUCUGAGCAAUCUCUAACUGCAAUAGUUGCAUCAGCAUCCUCAUCAGGCUCCUUUUCAAAAAAUUAACAUGGGACCACAUGGGUUCGAGCUAUUACAACUGGUAGUUUCGACUUCAGACUGCCAGCCAGUGAAGCAACAGUUGCAGAAUUGCAGUGCGUCACUAAACUGUCCAUCGAGCGGUAUGGGCAGUAUCGCCUGCUCCGGCCUCUUAACCCACGUCGCUGGGCCGUAGGGAUUUUUUUAGGUGUCUCCAAUUACAUGUAGUUUGUGUCAUGAUGCGAUGACUCCGGAUUCCUUUUUUUGCUUUUUUGGGUUUAAAGUCAUAGUCUACGCUCCCGCACCCCCGAUUCUGCAGUUUUGGUUCUUCUCCGCCCCGAGGUUGUAACUUGUCAUUUUUUGCCGAGCUCCGAAACAGUCUUUCUGCCAUUCUGUGUCCAGCUUCGCAAAGAACGUCUCCAAAUGCAGGAAGCCAAUCCGCACUACCUGAAGAGCAAGGACAGUAGCCAGAGCCUCUCCUCUACCACGGAUCCGGCACCCUCGCCCGAUUCUACUGAGUCACCCAUGCCGACUCGCAGCGGUAUUCGCUCUGUGUUCCCUUGUCAUUAUCCUACUUGUGGCUUUUGUUAGGGACAUUUUAGGUGUCUGUAGAUCGGUAGUCACUUCGAUGUAUUGCCAGUAGCGCUAAGAGAUUAACUGUAGGAAGUUCUAAUUCCUUUUGAACCACACCUGACCACCCCGCUUCCAUUUUUGACCACACCUAACUGCUAGUACUGGGCACACACACUCCAUGGUUCGAUGCACCCUAUAGUCACUAAAUACGGCACCUCGUGCAUUAAUUCUCCUAGGUUUCUGAGUAUGUGAUUACUUACUGACGAAGUGGUGCGCUUCUUUCUAAACCCCUUAUACGUCUUUUUUCUGCCCACGCCCUCGACAGUGCCAAGGCUCAUCAGUUCCGACAGACUGGCGAUGGAAAUGCAGAAGCAAUUCAAGCGUUUGGAAACGAAGAAAACUAAGAGUUCCGGGUACGUGCAGUCGCCUUCCUACUCCUUUAUUCUUGCGUCUCUCCUGAAAGGCGGCGACCUCUUCCACACACUGACAGGCUAGCAUACUGGUGAGGCAUGGCCGCCCUUACCACUUGUUACUACCGUUUUUAGCCAACGGAACAAGGACGGAUCGCGCCGCGCAAACAACUUGCCUACCGAUCUAGCUGAUGAAGACGCUGAUCUGCCAUCGACUGUGCAAGUUAGUACAGUGUUGGACCUGCCUGAGGUGAGGUUACACUUGGCUAUUCGCGGUCCUUCGUUUCUGUUAAGGAACGACUUCCUCCCCUAAUCUUGGAUGGCCCUUGGGCCGACGCUUGUCUUUUUCUCAACCUCCUCUGUACGCCCCAUCCCCCUUAAAGUCUGGCGUGAAGGAGAGGCUGUCCGGCAUGCUCUCCGUCGGCUCUUGGUGGCCCGAGCCACCAAAGACAUGGGCUAUUUAGAAGACGUCUUUCCGAUUGAACACAUUUGGCCGUAUUCCUUGUCCAGAUUUAUUUCAUCCAUUGGACUGACGGUGUCUGCUGCCGGAUCGGGGGGACAGUCAAUGACCGAUCGCAUGAAAUGUUAACCGUGAUUCUGAGAUACGUUCUCGACUAGGAUGGAUUAAUCAAGUGGGACUGUAAUAUUGGUUAUCCUACGACGUAAUUCCGUAAUAUUUCGGACGCGUCAGGGAGUUGGCUCUUGAGUGUACUUUUUCGGCCGCCUGUGGAAACCUUACUCGAUAAAAAAUGACUACUUAAGUAGUGUGCAUUUUCUCCGUCGAUUUUGCCCUUAUACAUUCAGUACUCUUUUGCAGAAAAUGUGUAUAAAUAUUUUCUUUUUGUGCCCGCUUGGCAGAAAAUCAUGUCUUCAAAUUUUAUACUUGAGGAAGGCGUAUCUUUCGGCUUCAACAGUCUCUAAUUAUGAGAUUCUUAAGACCCUCAGGGUAAGGUGACUCCAUACUAACGGCACAGGUAGUAGCCAUGAAAACUUUGGUCUGAGCCUAUAGACCUUAAAUAUACUGAUCUACUCCAAGUUUGCAGUUAAUGUCUAAGGAAAUUACAAAGCAAAAAUUCUUAAGACCGUCCAAUGUCCAUUCGAAUGGCGUUAUAUCUGCCUGUUUAAUAAUGUUCCUCAGUGAGUAUACAACGUAGUCCACGUCCGCUGCAACAUUCCAUGGGCUUCUUACGGUACCUCAGAAUUUCAGUUGACGUUACAUGAGAUCAGUCACUGACUGCAGCUGUGAUUAUUCCCGACCACAGUUCCGCUGAACUGAGCACUAAACUUCGACUACAGCCACUACGUCUUUUCCGUCUAGCUCGAAAAUUCUACAAGCAAUCCUUUCUCCGCUUAUUUCUACCAGUCAUCAGCCACUCAGUGCUGCCGUUGGAGGGGAAUUACUUCGCCCGGUGACACUGGCUGUGGACGCGUACAACCGAAGGGCGUGGACCCUGUGUUCUUUUUUGAUUGCCCUGUUAGGCUGUGAUUAGCAGACGGAAUGAUUUCUGUGCUUUUAGAUUCGCCCCCUUACCUUUAAAAUUCCAGGACUGUGCCUAACGGUGGGUGAAGCCCUAGUUAACUACCUCGCAAUGUUGUUUUUAAUCGUGCCUGUUUAUAGUUGAUCGACCUGCUGGAUCGAUGCGCAGCCACGCCUGAAGAUGUCCCCGUUGCAUUAUUUAUGACAGAUUAUUCUUCAGCUGCAAGAGCCUAGGCUUAUCUUCCAGCUAGCCUUUAACGUCGGCCGUUCCACUAUCUACCACCUCCGAACGCGAUCGGUUGCUCGGCCAAUUUGACAGGCAUGACCCACGCUACAUGGUAUUCCGGUUGUCCCAGACGGGAAGCAGCAUCUGUGAAUAUGAGUUGUGUUCUGUUGAUCUGAAUUACUUUGUUCUGUUUGCCAUCUCUCUUUUAGGGCGUCACUCUGCAUGAGCUGGACUCCCCCGACGAACUCGACCCGAAUGAUCCCCACCGACUUCUCAAUAUCAAGUUGGAUAUCCCACCAGAACCUGAGCUGCCUUCUAUGAAGAAAUCGCCUGUAAAAAAGAAUGCUUUACGGAAAACGAAGGGGACCUCUGCCGUCGUCUCCUCUAAGCAGGUCCCUUCUGCACUUGUUCUUCUCGUGCUUUUGUUCAUUGUCUGGUGGGAGCGGUGAGAGGGGUAUAAGACUGUAAUGUGUGCUCCCAAAAACUAUACUUCGGCGUUGGCGACAGUUUUCAGAGAAGAUCUAUAAAUCCCUAGGACUCGCGGCACUGUUACAUCGCACCUAAGCCAGGACUAGACACAUGUUCGACUGGCAUGAUAUCGGGCUGUAUAAAACGCUAGACUUUAUUUCCGGUCAGCUUGGCUCUGUCUUGUCACGGAGACGUGCUGUGAGAGGAGUGAAAAGUGAUUCGAUUCUGUGCGACGUUUCCGUAUACUGGCAAGUAAUGCCUUUGCAGUCCGGGGUUAUCUCGACGCUCUGAAUGUUGCGGCCUGAAAGCCUGCCACGUGACGAAAUAACUCGUUCCCGGGGCCCCAGAGCUACUUGGAUGGCUCCCUCAGAUGGCCUCAUGGCAACGCUCACCGGUGUGAUUCCCACGUUGACGAAGUCUUGUUUGUGUCGGAUUCGAGGCCGGUACAUGUAGACUGAGGCUUGAUCUCUAGGCAGUCACUGGGUCUACGUCUCGGCCACGUCUUAUAAAUGAAGCACGCAAAGGUCGAUAUUGCGUACACCUCCCUUAUUAUCAUGUAGUUAAUGUGUAGGUUACCAUCACUCCGGAGUAGUGGUUAUCCUUGAAGGGCUCAGAGGAUGAAUUAUCGGGGCGGUUUUACUGAAACCCUCUGCGAAGCUGUACAACCUGGAAGGGUACUUGAAUUUCUUUUCUGAUGCAGACAGAGGAUUAAAAAGUUGAAAGGAGUGCGGCUCUAAGUCUCGUCAGCAAAGUGCACGGUGCAGCGGCGUGUGAGGCUUCGAUUAUUAACAGUGUUAUUAAUGGGAAAUCUGAUCGACCUAAUCCUGCCUCACCAUUUAGUCGCGCCGGCGAAAGUCACUCGCACACCUGCGAAUAUCCAGAAUGCCACGCUAUCCCUUGGGAUUUUCGUCCUGAAGAUGUUUGGUGACCCAGCCAAUCAUGGCAAGGUUGGUGCUGCAUGAUUUUCAGCCUUAAUGGUCCUUAAUUGGCCUGAUUCUACGUAGGGCCCUCCGCCAUCCCCUCGUCCCUGCAUGUUCCGGAUUAUCGCAACUCGGCGAAUGUGGGAAUUGGUAGUGGUAUGGUUUGAGACGCCUAUACAACUUUAGCCCCAACGACACCGAUGCACUGACAGGAACUGCAAAUUCCUGUUGGUUUUGACGACAUGGUGUAUGGACUGGCACGGCACACGCGUGCUCCCUCAACCAAAUAACUAGCCCGUAAGAACACUCUUGAUAUGGUCACGUCUUUAUCACGCCCAAAGGUCGCCUACUGCUCAACUCUGUUAAUAAAACUGGGCCGCCUUGGAGCUGUAAUCCCGUGUCGGUCGCCAUCGCUACCGACUCAAUGGGCUCAGCUGAGGUGGAGACGUGCUGGCGUCAUGCGCGCGCUUCCCUUGGUUCGCGCUCCCUACGUGUUCCUCAACUUUACCUCAUUGUGCCAUAUGGCGAUUUACUCUGCAUGUUGGCUUCGGCUCUGUGAGCUAUAACAAGAGACUGUGGAGUAAUAACAAAACUGACGCUAUCCUACGUUUCCGUGUCACCUUUUUUCACCUCGUCUUUUCUGCUCAGGAGGUGCGAAACGGGAAACACAGAACUCCCAAGCGGUCGUCUGCCACCUCAACCGCAGGGGGAGGGGCUAAACACGACGAGUACAUGGUUCUGGACUCGGACAGGCCAAGUUUGUCGAGUGGAAAACGAACGACGUCCAAGACUCGGACAGCGGAGACAACCAGCGAUGAGCUAGCUUCUGUUACCCCGCCGACCGUCAAUCUGGUAUGUACACGAUGCAGGGUCACCCAGCCCUCUUUUUUAACAUCCGUGCUGGUCUUCAGAUAUGCGGCCUCUUGAAACGCGAGGCACGCCUGAUCCGCCAAAGGCCUAAUAGCGAUAAGCGGCAUUCCGACGCGACUCCAGUCUUAUGGCCCCCAACAGGCUCUGCGCCUCCACAAAUGCCCCAAUCCCAGUCGAACUGUUAAGUCCAACGGCAGGCCAGUGUAGGAGUUAACCCCGCUUCCUCAGUGCCACCUACCCAGCUGGGUUCGCUUAAAGCCCACACCCCCCAUGCGGGAUACACCUGGUCCACUAAUUGCCUACCCCCCCCCCCUGCCGGUAGUCAACGCAUACGUAGACUCGGAAGUGUGCCAGGCCGUUUGGUGCCAAUCACCCUUCUCGCCAAUGAUAAGAGGUGGAUGCCGGGCCUUAGUAGCUAUCCCCCCCGCUCCCUCGACUGCGACUAUUUCAUGCGCGCCCCACUUCGCGCGUAUACUCCUCGCUCAGUCUUACGAGGCCUAACGGGGCGCCUGCCCCGUGGUCGGCCAAUGCCCACCUAGGCAGCCCACCCGGUCUAAGCUCCUAGUGACGACCCCGACCGUAAUAGGCAAGCCCUACCGUGGCUUCCAAUCGUUUUGGAUAUUUUCGCUGUGGUCACUAACUCCUCGCUCCCCCCCCCUCGCUUUCGUGCAGGAUGAGGACGUUGGUUCUCGUCUGCGCAACUCCCGUGUGAAGCCCCCACGACACAGCCAGCCCAAGCGAAACGGCACGGGACCCAUCAGUGAGAGGGAAUUCCUGCAACUGCUAUCUGGCACCCCAGGUAGACUGACCAACUCAGCUAGAGCUAAAGUGCGGUGCCCAGCGGCCGCCCAGGCGAUCGCCAACGAAAUCCCCUUGCAACCCGUCUUCGAAGAACUGCUCGACAGAAUCCAGCGGGAGCAGUUUCAAGGUACGUGACGAAGGCAGCCGUCCAGCCUGUACUGAGUGGAUGUUAGUAACCCCCUUACUUCCCCCCCCCGGCCACUAUAGCAUGCCCACUCCAGGGGUGCAGGAAUUAAUUAGUUCCCUUACCAUUUAUAGUUGUUGAGCGUGUGGGCCUGAACGCAUCAGUCUACUCUGGAUCGCGAGGCGAACCGACGUGCCUCCUCCUAAAACUCUCGGUAAGCCAGGUUCAUGGCCGGUUUACACUCGUCCACAUUUUGCCAGCAGAGUCUAACCGCUUGGAAUACUUUAGGAUGCUACUGGAUCGCUGACUAUCGAGGUGAAGGCCACCAGCGCAAGUGACGCCGAGGAGCACCUCCAGCGGACGAAGGGGGUUGCGAAGUCGUUUAAACCCUGA
Molecule: messenger RNA, 13340 nt
Organism: Spirometra erinaceieuropaei
Lineage: Eukaryota; Metazoa; Platyhelminthes; Cestoda; Diphyllobothriidea; Diphyllobothriidae
Source: the annotation of a GenBank genome assembly